UAUUGGAUAUUGCAUAAAUGGUUUUUCUUUUUUCUUAUACGGAUGAUAGGGACAAGGACAAGGAGGGUUAACCAAAGUUCCUGCCUGCUCCCAAUUCAUCAAUCGCACCCAAUUCAACUGGAUUGACUUCUUCCUUUCCUUUCCUUGCCUUGCCUUCACCUUGCAUUCAUUGACACAAGAAUACAUUUCCACAUAGAAUUCCGAUGGGUGCAAGCAGCGAUCCCAAUCAAGAUGCUUCCGACGAGCAGCAGAAGCGCUCUGAGAUCUACACCUAUGAAGCCCCAUGGCACAUCUACGCCAUGAACUGGAGCGUCCGCCGUGACAAGAAGUACCGUCUCGCCAUUGCUAGCCUCCUCGAGCAGUAUCCCAAUCGUGUCGAGAUUGUCCAGCUUGAUGACUCCAGCGGCGAGAUCCGCUCCGACCCUAAUCUCUCCUUCGAACAUCCUUACCCUCCUACUAAGACCAUCUUCAUCCCCGACAAGGAGUGCCAACGCCCCGAUCUUCUCGCCACUUCCAGCGACUUUCUCCGCGUUUGGCGUAUCUCUGAUGAUCCUUCUUCUGUUGAGCUCAAGAGUCUUCUUAAUGGCAACAAGAACAGCGAGUUCUGUGGCCCUCUUACCUCCUUUGACUGGAAUGAUGCUGAACCUAAGCGUAUUGGGACUUCCAGUAUCGAUACUACUUGCACUAUUUGGGAUAUUGAGCGGGAAACUGUUGACACCCAACUCAUCGCUCAUGAUAAGGAAGUCUACGACAUUGCUUGGGGCGGUGUUGGCGUAUUUGCUUCCGUUUCCGCCGAUGGUUCUGUCCGGGUCUUCGAUUUGCGCGAUAAGGAGCACUCUACCAUUAUCUACGAGAGCUCCGAGCCUGACACUCCCUUGGUUCGAUUAGGCUGGAACAAGCAGGACCCGAGAUAUAUGGCCACAAUCAUCAUGGACAGCGCCAAAGUUGUCGUGCUUGACAUUCGCUUCCCCACGCUUCCCGUCGUCGAGUUACAGAGACACCAAGCUAGUGUCAACGCCAUUGCUUGGGCUCCGCACAGCUCUUGCCACAUCUGUACUGCAGGGGAUGAUUCUCAGGCCUUGAUUUGGGAUUUGUCGUCCAUGGGGCAACCUGUCGAAGGUGGGCUUGAUCCCAUUCUUGCCUAUACAGCUGGAGCAGAAAUUGAGCAGCUGCAAUGGUCAUCUUCCCAGCCGGACUGGGUUGCGAUUGCCUUUUCGACUAAGCUUCAGAUUCUGAGGGUAUGAUGCAUGUGAGUGAUACCAUGUAACUUUUCAAGUAGUAACACAUAUGGGAUCUUAGUUGUUCUGGCAUGUUCCUUCGUUUUCUUUUCGCAACAACACUUUGGUCACGCUGCUAAUUGUUGUCCAUCCCUGCUCUUAGAAUGCCGAAUGGUUGAUGUAGCCCUACUUUAUCUGUAGCUGUUUGCACUCUAUUCUUUUAACCGAAUUUCCUUUUUGUAUAUGCAGCAACACUUAGCUUUGUUUCUUCACCUACACAGGUAGUCAUGUCUGAGAACCAUCAUGUGUAACUUCGUUGUCUAGUUAAUGUCAACAAGCCAUCCUUUAAUACCUACAGAACCUUCAAAUGAUGCAUACUUUAGUUUUCUUUACAGGGCUUUGUAGAUGGACCUCUCUGUAUGUAGCAAGUUACCAUCUAUAGAAUGAUUCAUUCCUUUAAUGACAUGAUGAUUCAACGUA
Messenger RNA from Cucumis sativus (cucumber), 1697 nucleotides. RefSeq names its product WD repeat-containing protein LWD1. Gene Ontology annotation, cellular component: nucleus. NCBI's taxonomy places the organism in Eukaryota, Viridiplantae, Streptophyta, Magnoliopsida, Cucurbitales, Cucurbitaceae. Gene Ontology annotation, molecular function: protein binding. Bases 204 to 1244 code for a protein of 346 amino acids. The transcript has a single exon. The record is from RefSeq and is a predicted model, not a curated record.